AAUUUAAUAGACCACUUCAUGUUCCCUCCAUAAUAAGUCGCAGUUUCUUUCUCUCUCCAGUCUCCUCAGACGUUACAAAUGAAGGUGAAAUGCUGACUGAGAACGCUUUCCCUUCUUUGAAUCGUUCCACCACCCCUAAGUUCUGCAACUCUUUCAGUAAUCGGAUCUUCUCAGAUGUUGCAGGGGACAUAACCAUCAUUGUUGAUGGAGAAUCUUUUUUAUUACACAAGUUCCCACUGGUCUCUCGGAGUGGAAAGAUCCGGAAAAUGGUGGCAGAUGCCAAGGAUUCAAACCUCUCGAAAUUGGAAUUACUUGACUUACCAGGUGGACCCAAGACCUUUGAGCUUGCAGCAAAAUUUUGUUAUGGAACAAACUUUGAGAUUACUGCAACAAAUGUUGCCCACCUUCGUUGUGCGGCAGAAUACCUGGAAAUGACUGAAGACUACCGAGAAGAAAACCUCAUUGCCCAGACAGAGACAUAUCUGAAUGAAGUUGUGUUUCAAAGUCUUGAAAAAUCGGUUGAAGUUCUAUCUAACUAUGAGACACUACCCCCUAUAGCAGAGGAAGUGGGGAUCUUAAACAGAUGUAUAGAUGCAAUUGCUAUGAAUACUUGCAAGGAGCAGUUGGUAUCAGGUCUAUCUCGCUUGGAAUGUGAUGGUGGGUCUGGAAAACUGAAGAUGGACUCUUUUGAGUGGUGGGUUGAAGACCUAUCAGUAUUAAGAAUUGAUCUUUAUCAAAGAGUUAUUUUAGCCAUGAGAAGAACAGGUGUUCGGCCAGACAGCAUUAUCACAUCUCUCAUGCAUUAUGCUCAGACAUCCCUGAAGGGUAUUGGAAAACGCCAGAUAUGGGAUCCAUCAAGAAUGAAAUUGAAUCCCAGCAUGGGAGAAAAUGAACAGGGGAUCAUUGUAGAAACUAUUGUAAAUCUUCUGCCAACAGAGAAAAGCUUGUCUGUUCCACUGAGUUUUCUGUUUGGAAUGCUGAGGAUGACAAUCAUGGUAGAUGCCACUGUUGCCUGCAGACUUGAACUUGAAAGGAGGAUUGGUUUCAGGCUGGACAUGGUUUCGCUUGAUGACCUGCUUAUCCCAUCUGUGCAGACUGGUGAUUCUCUAUUUGAUGUUGAUGUUGUCCACCGCAUAUUGGUAAAUUUCUUGCAGCGGAUUGAAGAGGAAGAACCUGAUGAAUCAUCACAGUAUGGUUAUGAAUCUGAAGGUCUUGGUUCUCCACGCCAUGGUGCUAUAUUGAAGGUUGGGCGGCUUAUUGAUGCAUAUCUUGCAGAAAUUGCACCUGAUCCAUAUCUGAAUCUGCAGAGAUUCAUUGCAAUAAUAGAGAUCUUGCCUGAUUAUGCCCGUGUUGUCGAUGAUGGACUUUACAGAGCAGUUGAUAUAUAUUUGAAGGCUCAUCCAAUGCUGACUGAAAACGAAUGCAAGAACCUUUGCAAGUUCAUAGAUUGCCAAAAACUCUCUCAGGAAGCCUGUAAUCAUGCAGCACAGAAUGACCGCCUUCCAGUACAGAUGGUUGUCCGAGUACUCUACUUUGAGCAGCUUCGCCUGAAAAAUGCUCUUUCUGGAAGCUCAGGGGAUGGAUUCCUGUCACAGAGGAUAAGCAGUGGUGUUCCCAGUGCAGCUGUGUCUCCUCGAGAUAACUAUGCAUCGCUGAGGAGGGAAAACCGAGAGCUGAAGCUUGAGAUCUCAAGGAUGAGAGUGAGGCUGAGUGAUUUGGAGAAGGAACAGGGGUUCAUGAAGCAGGGUAUGAUGGAGAAGACAAGGCAAGGAAAAACAUUCCUUACCUCGCUGUCUAGGGGCAUUGGGCGGAUUGGGAUCUUCAGCAGCCCACCUGGAGGGAAGAGGCAAAAGUCUGGGAGGAAAUCACAGGGAUCAGAUGGAAAGACUGGAAGAAGACGGAAGCAUUCUGCUUCAUAGACAAUUGUAGUGUAGAUUACGGUUCCAAUAUAACAGUUCACACCAUUAUCUUUGUCGUCUCUGGGUUGUUCAACUUUGCAUCAUUCAUACCCAAUAUCAAUUUAGUCACA
This is a messenger RNA of Nelumbo nucifera (sacred lotus), 2029 nucleotides long. RefSeq names its product Phototropic-responsive NPH3 family protein. The record is from RefSeq and is a predicted model, not a curated record. Lineage: Eukaryota; Viridiplantae; Streptophyta; Magnoliopsida; Proteales; Nelumbonaceae. Gene Ontology annotation, molecular function: protein binding.